CUCCAGUUCAUUUUGAGCCUGGAAAAACUUUACUUCAAAAUGACAACCAAAGUGUUCUGGCUCCUCUGCUUUGUCAUUAGAUCAUCUUCCAGCUCAGUGGCCGGAUCCCUGCCCUAUGCCGAGAAGCCCAGUCAGACUCUUAGCAAAGAUGCUGCACCUGGCCAAGGCAAAGUGCCAGCCUGGGGCACCAGCAGCGCCGGAGAGAACGGCACAGAGCGCUGGCUUCUGCCUCCCGCCAGCCUGCAGCGGCCACCACCUCCCCAAAUCAUCUCCUUCUCAUCAGACAGAAAGAAACACACCAAACCUUCUCUGGAAAACAGCACAGGGCUGAGGAAACACCUCUUACAGUAUGGAGGAGCCCUGCCUCCGGAGAGCCUGAUAGAGGAGCCUUCUCCUGCCUCCUCUGACUUGAACCACGCAAACAGGAAGCCGGCGGACAGGCGGCUGGCCGAGGCCGCCAACAGCGUGUCGGCUCACCUCCACCACGCAGCCUCUUCCUAUCAGAAGAUGACCCCCUUAGUGGAGACUCAUCCUUUUCCAGACUCCGGAGCAGUGGAGUCAGAUGAUCCUAACACGCUGGAUCACUCCAACCGACCAGGCAAGAUAAUCCCCUAUAAACAUACCGACCUCCUCAAAAAGAUCACCAAACCCUCCUGGGUCACCAACCGCCAGUCGCCCAGCCUGCUGUACCACUUCAGCGUGCUGAAGAGAGAUGGGGAUAAGGAGAAGGCAUGUCUGAGCGAGUGCAGGAAGGAGAGAGACGAAGCAGAGGCCUACUGCUCCAGUGAAUUUGCACUGAACGGAAUUGUUUAUAACAUGGAAAGACUGGGGAAUGGAGUCCACUUGAUUACGCUUUUGGUAAACAGCGAUGGAUUAUACAAGAUGAGUCGCCUCUAUAUUACUCCUGAUGGCUUCUUCUUUCGAGUUCACAUUCUAGUUGUGGAUACUUUAAACUGCAGUAAACCGUGUCCAGACUUUAAACUGGGCAGCAGAUACAUCGUGAUGGGUCGGAUCUACCACAAGAGACGGCAGAUCCCUGCCAACCUGCUGCAGUUCCUGCGAGGGCGCCUGAGGCCAGGGGACGGUUUGCUUCGGAGCAGCAGCAGCUACGUGAAGAGAUUCAACAGGAAGAGGAAUCGCAAGGUGCAGGCAGCUCACACUAAAUGUAGAUAAGGCUCCGGUAGCCUCCAUCUAGGACACGGGCAGCAGCAGAAUUCACCUACCAGAAUAAACCUGGCCACGGUUUAGCAACAGUGGGAGGUAAUUCUUCUCAUGUCUGAAACUGGUUGUGACAGGACACUUGCCUUUGUGCUUAGCGAAUGCUGACUGAAUGUCUUGGCCUCGGUACCCAUAUAUUGUGAAGCUUAACACAAAAGUCAGUCUAGGGAACAUUAACUGAUCAUGAAGUUGCUCCAGCUGUUUCCAGAGCCACAGGGUAUUAUUGCUUCCCCUGCUGUCACGCACUCCUAAUAAUCUAAUUGUAAAGUAAAACUCCGGAGGCAUUGUUCUAGGUACACGAAAAGUAACAGUGCUCUCAAACCCUUUUGAAACCCUUAACCUUGAACAAAUGUUAGAUGAUACCACAGCUUUAUCUACAGAGGGUGUCCGUUGUGUUUUCACACAACUCUGCCUCAAGUAUUACAUGCACUUGAUUCAAAAGAAACCAACAAAACUAAGUAUCCUUUGUAUUGUUUUGGUAUCCUCAAACAUGUCCAUGCUACUUUUAAAAAUUACGUCAUUCUUCAAACAGAGCUGGAUUUUCAAGGCAUACAAAGUUCCUAUGUAAUUAUUUGAAUAUAUGAAUACACUAACUGAAAGCAAACCAAGUAACUGCACAACACAAAUGCCCAAUUAGACUUACAAAUAACGAUGGAAGUUCAUGCCAAGGAAUGGAAAAUAAGCAAGCAAUUGCAGGCACUUUUUGUAUGCCUGCUUACACUGUCAGUUCCUUAAAGUUCAGUCUGAGAACUGUACUGUCAUCUUUCCAUGAGAAAUAUUACCAAGUUUGUACCUGCACAUCAGUAAAGUUAAUUUUUGAAUCAAAGAAUCUUUUAGUACCUUUAACGUGGUGGGAUAUAAGAACCUAUGAAGCUGCUGCAAGGGGAAUCUUUUUGUUUGCUAUGCUGUGUCAGUACUCACAAAUCAUAGGUCUUUAAAACAUUCAUGGAGUUCGGGGUUCACUGUCUCCUGGGUACUGGAAGAUCCGGAAGGCUUAUGUAAUGAUAUUAAACAAAGACAUCUCCUUGUUUAACAAGUCAGCUGGGGAUUUAAAGAUAUAUAUUUAUAUUAAAAAGGGAAAAAUGCAGUCUAGCUUAAAAAAAUAAAUAUAUAUAUAUUGUGAUACACAUGAUGUGACCUGGACCAGGAAGCAGUGGCUUCUCUUAACAUUUUCUGUUUUGACACAGAGGUAGUUCUAACGCAGUUCUACCUGUCAUACACAUCUGCAGCUUGAUUUGGUGUCACUGAAAUGCUACCGAGUAGUGGAUGGGCGGUAAGUUACCCUGUAUGAACUAUUCCUUCAUAUGGCCUAGGAGCCAAAUACUAAGAGCAAACAUCAUACAUUUUAAGAUGCAAAAGGCUGUUACUAUAGGACAGAAAUUUACUUGUAAUUUGUGUCUAUCUAAAAAAUACAGUCUCACUUUUGUCACGUGAAAGACUUUGCAUGGAGCCCUGCAUAUAUAGAUGGAAUUUUCCUGAGACACUUCUGAGGGGGCUUCUGAUUUGGCAGAAUGACCUUUCCUGGCAACGAAUCAAAGUGCUGGAGUGGACUGGGAGGGACAGGAGAAGGAAGGAGGAAGGGUUACAUGUGCAUCUCAAGUUUCUUCGUUUCUAUUUUCAACUGAAGUCAGGGACUAACCAGCAAGUCCUACAGUCAUCCACUUGCCCAGAACAGCAAUUAAACACCCUUCCCCAUCCCCAAGACAUUAUUGUAAUCUAAAACAGGCAAAGCGUGGGUACAAAAAUAACAUCCAUGGCUAUAUCUCAUUUUGAUUGUCUCUCGGAAGAGAUAAAUAAUAGUACACCAGCGUUAAUGACGUCCAAAGCCCACGUAAAAUCCCAGUAACUGACACAAUGUCUGCACCCCUCUCUCGGUACCGCUAUAGCUCUAGGAGCGAGCCUGAAGAGCAAUUUGUGUUCUCUUUUUGUGCUACAAAGGCUCUUACCUUCCUUCGUGGCUUGGAUGGAAGCUCACUCCUUAAAAUGUUACAACAGCUGAGCAACAAGCCACUGUAUUUGACAGCCC
Athene cunicularia (burrowing owl) is the source of this 3244-nucleotide messenger RNA. RefSeq names its product chromosome 18 C17orf58 homolog (gene C18H17orf58). The transcript is spliced from 5 exons. Lineage: Eukaryota; Metazoa; Chordata; Aves; Strigiformes; Strigidae. Gene Ontology annotation, molecular function: protein binding. The record is from RefSeq and is a predicted model, not a curated record. Bases 40 to 1173 code for a protein of 377 amino acids.